Molecule: messenger RNA, 704 nt
Organism: Schistosoma mattheei
Lineage: Eukaryota; Metazoa; Platyhelminthes; Trematoda; Strigeidida; Schistosomatidae
Source: the annotation of a GenBank genome assembly
UUUUUUCCACAAUUAUAUGUUAGACAAUGAAUUCCCAAUGUUUUUGCUACAAGUGUAAAUUCAGCUACAAACCAACCGAUCAAUUUGACAAACAACCACAUGGGAUCUCAAACUUUCAUAUGAAGGAAAUAAGUGGAAACUAUGGCCGUGAAACUCAAAACUUAUCAAAAUUAGACGAAAUACUUAUUACACAUAAAACAUUUAGUGAAUUAUCAGUCAAUCAAAAUGAAAUGUUAAUUGGAAAAAUUGCUCAAUAUAAUCAGUUACUAAAUGUAUCAAUUAUAAAUGACCUAAAGUCAGCCUGCAAACCGGAUGAAAUACACAUUACUCCUGAAUUCGAGAAAUCAGAUCAUACAUCGUGUUCUUCAAAGUCUUUACUUUACACAACAUUUAAAAAUAAAGACUUUUCAGGAAGCUCCUUAUAUAUACCUCUAUAUUAUGUUUGUUAUGACUUCGACUCCACCAGUUACUCUAACAAGGAACGUAUAUUUGGAACAAUAAACAAAAACUCAGUUUGUCCAAGACUAAGAGGAAAUCCGGUGGAAAUAUCUGACAGAAGUACUAUAUAUCAUCAUUCUAUUAAUGUUAGAAAGUUAGUCCCAUGUGCUGUAAUGUACUGGUCAAAUGGAUCUGCCAGUAGUAUCAAUAUACCAACAGUACCCUGUUGCCUGAUCAACUCCCUAUUUAUUUAUCUUCACGGUUAA